CGGCAACACGUUGCGUGAGUGGACGGUGCGGGAGGGGACCGGAGGACAGCUCUCACCUGCCGCACGCAACUUUUAUCGUGUGCGUCUCAAGGACAGUUACGGUCCACGCCGGGUUAGUGUGUCACGCAGCGUGGAGGAUGGGACUGUAGUUUCGUGUAAACGCACCAAAACAAACACAGCAGCAGCGCCGGGAUCGGCGACACCGAGGACAGGAGCAUUAAUCCGGGUAAAAACACGCAGGCCGCGCUGAUCGCAGCGAUGAUGAGAGACUCGGAGCGGCCCGAGCUGGAGGACGUGGCCGAGGAGGAGGACGUGCUCGCUGGGCUGGAGCACUCCAGGAGCGCGCAGGAGUGCGGUGUCUCUCAGGUACCCAAACAGAGAGAGCUGAAGGGAGCUGAGCAGCUGGCGGUGUCCCGGAUGGAGGCAGAGUUUGUGCAGCUGACCUUCAGGAAGCAGGUGUCUUACAGAAAAGCCAUAGCCAAGUCCGGUCUGCACCAUCUUCCCUGUCAGCCCAGCACAUCCUCUCUGACCAGGACCGACCCAGAAGCAAACAUCUCCAGCACCGUGGACUGGACUGAGGUAGCUGUGUAUGGAGAUCAUAUCUGGUUUGAAACAAACGUGUCUGGAGACUACUGCUAUGUGGGAGAACAGCACUGCAUUGCCAGAUUACUGCAAAAGUCUGUCAGUCGAAGGAAGUGUGCUGCCUGUAAGAUCGUUGUUCACACCGUCUGCAUAGAACAACUGGAGAAGUUUCCCGGCUCUAAAGCUCUUCUUAUGGAUGCCACGCUGCCCGUCAGUGACCCCAGCUUUAGAAUUAAUUUCAGGUGUAAACCAUCAUUCAGAGAAUCAGGAUCCAGAAAUAUUCGAGAGCCCAUUGUGGUUCGCCAUCACUGGGUGCAUCGGAGACGACAAGAAGGCAAAUGCAGACAGUGUGGGAAGGGCUUCCAGCAGAAGUUUGCGUUCCACAGUAAAGAGAUUGUUGCCAUCAGCUGCUCGUGGUGCAAACAGGCUUACCACAACAAGGUUUCUUGCUUCAUGCUGCAGCAAAUUGAGGAAGCUUGUCCAAUGGGUGCUCACGCUGCCCUCAUAGUUCCACCCACAUGGAUAAUUCGGGUCAAACGCCAUCAGUCAUCGAUGAAGUCCAGCAAAAAGAAAAAAAGAACAUCGUUCAAGAGGAAAAGCAGCAAAAAAGAGGACGGGCGGCAGUGGAAGCCAUUCAUAAUCCGACCCAUCCCAUCACCGCUUAUGAAACCCCUGCUUGUGUUUGUCAAUCCCAAGAGUGGAGGAAACCAGGGCACGAAGAUUUUGCAGUCCUUCAUGUGGUAUCUGAACCCCAGACAGGUGUUUGACCUGAGCCAAGGAGGACCAAAGGAGGGUUUGGAGCUGUAUCGUAAAGUCCAUAACCUGAGGAUACUGGCCUGUGGAGGAGACGGCACUGUGGGUUGGAUCCUAUCGUGUCUUGAUGAACUGGCAUUAACCCCCCAGCCUCCGGUUGCUGUGUUACCACUUGGGACAGGAAAUGACCUUGCUAGGACCCUUAACUGGGGAGGGGGCUACACGGAUGAACCUCUGUCUAAGAUCCUGUCUCAUGUGGAGGAGGGAACAGCUGUCCAGCUAGACAGGUGGAACCUCCUGGUUGAACCAAACCACAGUGCAGGGGCUGAGCCAGAUGAACAGCAAACUGAUAAGCUUCCUCUGGAUGUUUUCAACAAUUACUUCAGCCUUGGAUUUGAUGCCCACGUGACUCUUGAAUUUCACGAGUCGAGAGAGGCCAACCCAGAGAAGUUUAACAGUCGUUUCAGGAAUAAGAUGUUCUACGCUGGGACGGCAUUCUCAGAUUUCCUGAUGGGAAGCUCCAAAGACCUGUCAAAGCACAUCAAAGUGGUGGCUACUCUUCAGGUUGGAGGUCAUGGUGAGAGGUUGAACCAGUGCAGAGAAGUGAUCCUCACCACUACUAAACCUCUCCCAGUGCAGGUGGACGGUGAACCUUGCAGACUUGCUCCAUCAGUCAUCCAUAUCAGCCUCAGAAACCAGGCCAAUAUGGUUCAGAAAACCAAACGACGAACCUCUAUACCACACCUCAACGAUCAGCAGCCGGUCCCGGAGAGGCUGAGGAUCAGAGUCAGCCGGAUCAGCAUGAGUGACUACGAGGCUCUGCACUACGACAAGGACAAACUACGGCAAGCAUCCAUUCCUCUGGGACUGAUCGUGGUUCCUGGUGACAGUGACUUGGAGACCUGCAGAGAACACAUCCAGCGAUUACAAGAGGACUUCUGCUCUCUUCAUCCUAUACCUGUGGGACUGCAGGUUGGUAGUGAAAUGUCGGGCUUUAUGUUCUACACUUGUUUGGCUCAGAGACACAUGGGAAAUAAAAGCUUGCUCAACACUUUUGUAUUCUAG
Molecule: messenger RNA, 2400 nt
Organism: Neolamprologus brichardi
Lineage: Eukaryota; Metazoa; Chordata; Actinopteri; Cichliformes; Cichlidae
Source: RefSeq, a predicted model, not a curated record